This is a messenger RNA of Cataglyphis hispanica, 1417 nucleotides long. RefSeq lists its product as uncharacterized. Bases 207 to 1325 code for a protein of 372 amino acids. The transcript is spliced from 2 exons. The record is from RefSeq and is a predicted model, not a curated record. Lineage: Eukaryota; Metazoa; Arthropoda; Insecta; Hymenoptera; Formicidae.
GAAAUCUUUGGCCAAUUAAACGCUUCGAAACUUUUGUAACGUCAAACGAAACGCACUUUGAAACACUGAUAUAUACUUUUUUUAUUUGGUAACAAGCACGUGCUAGUAUGCAUUAUACGACACAUCGUAUAUGUAAUCAAAUUACAAUCGGGGAAAAAUGCAUUACUAUUAUAUGAUGACACGGUUACAUCGAUGAACGAUAAUCAAUGGAGUUCAUUACGUUAGAAUUAAGACCACGAUUGCAAUCCUGCAAUGCGUUUAUUGCCGUACGAAAAGAUCUCUGUUUAAAAAAAGUUCAAAUUAAACUUCUGGAAAGUAAUAUAAUAUUAGUACUCGAAGACUGUUGCAUAAAUCUUUCGUUGCCAUCUGUAAAAGUUAUACCUACUUCUCUGUCCAUGUUAAGUGUAAUAAAUAAUUGGAUUUGUUUUCGUUUACAAACGGCACCAUUAGAAUCUGUAUUUGGAUCAUUCAGUACGGAAAUUGUAACUGAUACGAAUACCUCAGUUCAAUCAAAUAAUAGUUCACAGCCAUUUUUAGACAAUAUCAAAUUAUUUAAAACAUCAGAAUGUAUUAUAUUAUGUACUUGUUGUAAAAAUGUACUUUCAAAAUCGAUUAAUUUUAAAAGGUUUUUAUCUUUACCUAAUCUAGAAUACGAUCCAGAUGAGUGGUUCUGUUGUAAGCAUAGUUCCAAUGUUGUUACAGAUAUACAGUUAAAGGAAUCUGACUAUUUAUAUGGCUCUUGUUUCUCUGUGUUACACAAAACUAUUUUUGAAAACAAUGUACAUAUAGAUAAUAAAGCAUUGAUUUGUAAUAAAUGUUUAUUGCAUAUAGGAACACCUCAUGCAUAUAAUUUAUUCAAAAUAUGGAACUGUUGCGUGGAUUAUAAACCACAAAGUAGUGCACUGAAUACCAUGAAUGCUACUGAUCCACUUAAUGAUUUUCUAGUACUUAUAAAAGAAUCAUUGGGAGAAAUUUUAGGAGAAGAAAUUAUCUUGCAAACAUCUGUUGGCAAGCAAAUUCAUUGUCUUUUGAUAAGACCAAUGGAUUGUAAAUUAACUUUAAUUACAGAGCCUAAUCAUAAAGUAAUAAAUGACACUAUUUCCUUACAACAGAAAUGUGCAGCCAAAGUUUUAUAUAAAUAUGGAACAAGUAAAAUUACUAAUACUAAUUAUUCAAAUAUUAAAUACCUUGAAGUAAGUUUAUCUAUAAUAGAAGCUGGUUUAAAUUAUUUGUUAUCAUCGACAAAACGACUGCCUCAUGUUUAUAGAACUGUUGCUACAGACUAUCUUGUUGGUUAUAUUGUAUUACAAGACAUUGUGAACUAAAUACUAUAGCUAAAUAAUUGUGUAUUAUAAUUUUUAUAUAUUAUAUAUAUUUUUGUACUUAUUUUUAUAUAUAAUAAAGAAAUAUUUGCAUA